Messenger RNA from Morone saxatilis (striped sea-bass), 2138 nucleotides. Its product is annotated as stonustoxin subunit beta-like. The record is from RefSeq and is a predicted model, not a curated record. NCBI's taxonomy places the organism in Eukaryota, Metazoa, Chordata, Actinopteri, Moronidae. Bases 4 to 2121 code for a protein of 705 amino acids. The transcript is spliced from 3 exons. Gene Ontology annotation, molecular function: protein binding.
GAAAUGGCUUCAAAUAUCACGGUGGUUGCCGCUCUGGGUCGACCUUUCACCCUAGGAAUGCUCUAUGAUGCGCGGAAAGAUGAACUGAUUCCAGGUUUGACAUUAUGGGAUGAUAAAACUCUCCAAGACAACAUAACGGAAUUUGCUCAUCCCAGCAGUAAAUUUGAAAUUUCUACAUCUGACUCCCUUGAAUCCAAGUCCUCUCUGCUGGAUAUUGAUGCUUCUCUGAAGGCCAGUUUCAUGGGUGGACUGAUUGAAGUGGGAGGAUCUGCCAAAUUUCUGAAUGAUACGAAGAAAUACAUGAAUCAGAGCAGAGUGACGUUUCAGUACAACGCUACCACCACCUUCAAGCAGUUGUCAAUGUGUGAAAGUUGUACAAUUGACCCUGGAACAAUGGGCAAGCAAAAGAUAGAUAUUAUUCAAAAGGGCUUUGCAACACAUGUAGUCACAGGCAUCCUUUAUGGGGCAGAUGCUGUCUUUGUGUUUGACAGUGAGAAGUUAGAUGUCAGCAAGGUUCGGAACAUCCAGGGUGGCAUGGAAGCUGUGAUAAAGAAAAUCCCCUCAUUAGAUAUUCAGGGAAAAGUUGACAUCAAGCUGACUGAUCAAGAAAAAGACCUGACAAAGAACUUAUCCUGCAAAUUCUACGGAGACUUCAUUCUUGAAAGAAACCCUGGAACAUUUGAAGAGGCAGUAGAGACCUAUGCAGAACUACCAAAACUACUAAAGGAAAGGAAAGAGAAUGCUGUUCCACUGAAGGUCUGGCUGAUGCCACUAAAACAUUUUGACAGUAGUGCUGCUAAGUUGGAGAAAGAGAUCAGCGUUGAACUAGUGAGGAAGGUGCAGUAUGCUCUAGAAGAUUUAAAGCAAAUAAAAAUGAGAUGCAACGAUUGUCUGGUCGACAGAAUUGUAGAGAAUUUUCCACACAUUCAAGAAGAGUUAAGCAGAUUCCAAAAACUGUGUAAUCAUUAUGAAUCUGACCUCAAGCAGACCUUGGCGAAAGACCUUCCCUCCAUCCGUGAAGGUAAAGAAGAAGAAGAGAGCUCAAAAGUUCAAAAACUUUUUGAAGACAGAGAGAAGUCACCAUUGAGUAAUGAAAAACUAAACAGCUGGCUGGAUCAUAAAGAGAGAGAGAUCAACAUCAUCAGGUCCUGUGUAGAAAUGAUGCAGGGAGCAAAGAUCGUCCAAACUCAGUCAGAGCUGGACAGAGAGGUUCUUGCUCCAGGUGUAGAGGAUGCUCUGUGCUUUGUUUUCACCUCUAUGGAAAGGGGGGAUACCUUUCUUGAUGUGAUGGCUGACUACUUGAAGUCACCUAAAUUAGGAAGUACCGAUGAAGACCAGUGGUACUACUCAGAUGAAGUUUUAAUCAAAAUGAGAGAGAAAGCCAAACUUAUAGAUUCAUUCGCAAAAGCACUCAAGAACAACAGUCGGUUCUGUUUUCUCGUAGCAGCUGCAGCAAAUAAGAAAUACACCGGAGCAACCAUCUAUCAUUACAAAGACGGCAUUCUGGCCACUGAUGGUUUUACAAAGUGUGACAUCCCUGAUGUUGAGACUGUCACGGACAGAAGAGAUUUGAUCUGGUAUGCCUGUGAUCUCACCCUGGACCCAAACACGGCAAACAACUACCUCACUCUGUCUGAGGGAAACAAAAAGGCAAAAUAUGGAACAUGGCAGACAUACCCUGAUUACCCAGAAAGGUUUGAUAAACUUCCUCAGGUGUUGUGCAGAGAGAGGUUAACUGGGUGUCAUUACUGGGAGGUAGAGUGGAGUAAUGGUUAUUAUGAUGAUGUUGGUGUAGGUGUUACAUACCAAAGAAUUGGCAGGGAAGGAGGGGAUGCAUUGAGCGAGCUUGGACAAAAUGACAUAUCCUGGUAUUUUGGCCACAGUUACGGGCUUCAUGCAUGGCAUAAUGGUAAGAAGUGUUGUGGCCCUCUUCCCUAUGCUGACUGCAACAGAGUUGGCAUGUUUCUUGACUGGCCUGCUGGCACUCUGUCCUUCUACCGCGUUUCUUCUAACACGCUGAGUCACCUCCACACCUUUCACACCAAAUUCACUGAGCCUGUUUACCCAGGCUUCCAUGUUAAAAAACAAGACCAUUAUGUGUACCUGCAUCUAGCCGAAUAAGAGCAAUGACAAAUACU